GAGCACUCCCUGGCCUCCCUAAUAUCUGUUCCAGCAGCAACCUUAAAUGUAUCCAUGAAGUCUUCCAUCUUGAUAUUGGACAGGCUCACUCCUGCUUAGCAGUAUGAGACAACCAUGCAAGAGAUGCAGAGUGAUAUGGCUGCUAGUCAGUGAAAUAAUGGUGUCUGAAGAGGUAGGCAUACUGUGAAUGUAUGUAGGACGCCAAAUAAGAAAAUACUUUUAAUAUAUAUAUAUAUAUAUAUUAUAAUAGGCCUACACUGUAUAUAUUUAAAUACAUAUAGCCUACACAAUUCACUACAUGGUGCUGCGGCAUCGCAUAAGUAGAUUGAAAAAGUUCCGGGUGAAAAGGUACUCGAUGUUCUGGCGGCUGUACGUAUCAUCAGUUAUUUCAGGUGGGCAUGCCGCUGGUACUGCCAACCAUCCUGAGCCCGCUGAGUGAGAGUGCCAGCGCGCAGAUGCGCCAGUCGUCGGGAAUAACCAAGGGUCACGUGACUUCCUGCAGCGAGAGUCUGCUGCUGCAUUUUCUUGUCUUGAGCGCUCCGUGUACGGUGUGGAAAUACCGUCAUGAGCAGAACCAUAGCGGCAUGAAGCUGCAUUGGCGAAACCGUUCUUCAACCCGUGAACAGUAACCGGUAUCCGUAGACCAGCUGAUUAACUCGCGUUCGAGCGGGGGGUUUAGAUCCAGCGCGCGCCAGAGGGAGAAGUUUGCUCACUGUGACGGGUGGAGGUGAACGGGACACCAGCAGCGAGCAUGGCGGAGAGAAGUGCCAGGUUGAGCUUCCCAGGGAGCGGGGCGCUCAACAGACCGGUGCCAAUGAACCUGUUCGCCACCUGGGAGAUAGACGGCUCCUCACCCAACUGCAUCCCCAGGUUGUGUAGUCUGACUCUGAAGAAGCUGGUUGUGAUGAAAGAACUUGAUAAGGAGUUGAUUUCUGUUGUCAUUGCGGUUAAGAUUCAGGGCUCCAAGCGAAUCCUGCGUUCUCAUGAGAUAGUGCUUCCCCCUGCUGGUGGGGUGGAGACUGAUCUUGCUCUCACGUUCUCACUGCAGUACCCUCAUUUUCUGAAGAGAGAGGGAAAUAAGUUGCAAAUCCUGCUUCAGAGGAGGAAGAGGUACAAAAACCGAACGAUUCUGGGUUACAAGACAUUGGCAGCUGGUUCAAUAGACAUGGCUGAGGUGAUGCAGCAUCCUGAAGAGGGUGGGCAGGUUUUGGCUCUGUGCAGUAAUCAGAAAGAGCUUCUGGGUAAAGUUGCAGAGAUUUGGAUCUAUUCACUGUCCAGUCAGCCAAUAGACCACGAGGAAGCGGCAAUUUUGGGACAGAAAAUCAAAUGUUCAGAUAAUUACUCAGAGGAAGAGUAUGAAAGCUUCUCAUCGGAGCAGGAGGCCAGUGAUGAUGCAGCACAUGGACAGGAUCUUGAGGACGAUGAGUAUGAAUUGAGGAAACCAAAAAAGCAGAGGAGGUCUAUAGUCCGAACAGCAUCCAUCACCAGGCAGCAGAACUUUAAGCAGCGUGUGGUGGCAUUGCUCAAACGCUUUAGAGUUUCUGAUGAGGUGUUGGACUCAGAGCAGGACCCAGCCGAGCCACCUCCAGAGGUGGAGGAAGAUCUGGAUCUGGAGAGUUUGGAGUUUGAGAAUCCGAGUGACAGUGGACCAGAUCUAGAUGAUGAUGAAAGUGUUCUUAGCACCCCAAAACCCAAACUCAAGCCAUAUUUCGAAGGAAUUUCUCUCUCUAGUUCUCAAACAGAGAUUGGCAGCAUUCACAGCAUCCGCAGUCACAGAGAGCCACCCAGUCCAAUAGAUCCUGAUAAAAUGAGAGCUGUAGGUGGGAAGUUUCAGAUGGAUAAUGAAUCGGAUAAUGUUUCACUGGGUCAACCUGAGGUCGUUACCCCUACCACAGAGUUGGAGAUGAUGGACAACAUGGACUCUUUCAUGGAGAGACUGCCUCCUUUAGGCAGGAUGACCAAAACGGAGUCACUUAUCAUUCCGUCUAACCGGGUGGAGCCGAAGUUGGCAGGGCGACGGGGGCGGAGCACAUCUCUUAAGGAGAGGCAGCCCAGUCGACCGCCCAAUGAGAGAGCCAACAGUCUGGACAAUGAGCGCUCACUUGACACACGCUGCCACCUACAGAUUCCACGCAAAACUGUUUACGACCAGCUGAACUACAUCCUGGUGUCAGACAACCAUCUGCCCGACAGCAUCAUCCUUAUUAACACCUCUGACUGGCAGGGCCAGUAUGUAUCUGAGGUGUUACAGAAUCACGAUCUUCCUGUUGUGUGUACGUGCACCAUGGCUGACAUUCAGGCUGCAUUCAACACCAUCAUCUCUCGCAUACAAAGAUUUUGUAACAGUAACUCGGUCACUCCAUCUCCAGUUCGAAUCGGUGUGGCAGGACCUCAACAUUACCUGUCUGCUGUUUUGCGUUUGUUUGUGGAUCACCUGACACAUAAAACCCCCGACUGGCUCGGAUACCUGCGAUUCCUUAUCAUCCCUCUUGGUGUUCAUCCAGUGGCUAAAUAUCUGGCUAGUAUAGACUACAGAUAUAACAGUCUGUUCCUGGACUCUGCAUGGAGAGAUCUUUUCCACAAAACUGAAGCACCAACCUCAGUUCAGGAUAUUCCAGAUGUCGUUUCCAGGGUAACACAGUACAUGUUGAGUGCAAAUGGAGCUCAUCAGUUGCCCAUAGCAGAAGCCAUGCUUACUUACAAGCAGAAGAGGAAAAAGAGCUUUCAUUUUGAUUUUGCAGUAAGUCCUGAUGAAGACUCAUGUCAGAAGUUCAUCCCUUUUAUCGGGGUGGUGAAAGUGGGGAUUGUUGAACAAACUUCUGCCACUUCUGGUGAUUCAGACGAUGCUGCUCCUGUGGGCUCUGCUCUUCUCUCCUCUACACCUCCUUCACAGAUCUCCCCAUUACUGAAAGACGCAUCUCCAACACCUCCCUCUUCUCCCUCUGUACACUUGAUCAGUUCUCCUGGCAUGGGACAGGGGGAGCUGAUGGGUCUUCAGGUUGAUUACUGGAUUGCUCCAACAGAAAGAAAGAAGGAAGUGGAGAAGAGAGACCCCUCUGCCAAAACCACUCUCAAGUGCACCUUCCGCUCACUGCAGGUUAGCCGCCUCCCACUGGGAGGGGCGGAGGCGACUCAUCAGCCAAUCAUGUCCAUGACUUUUGUCACCAAAGAAAAGAAUAAGAAGGUGAUUUUUCUGCCUAAAAAGACUAAGGAUAAGGAGGCAGAGUCUAAGAGUCAGGUGAUAGAGGGCAUAAGUCGACUCAUUUGCACAGACAAACACCAGCAGACCAUGCUUAAAGUGUUGAUAGAUGGAGUAGAAUGGAAUGACGUGAAGUUUUUCCAGCUCGCAGCUCAGUGGUCAUCUCACGUGAAACAUUUUCCCCUUGCCGUUUUCGGACCCUCCAAAGGGCCUUACUGACAUACAGCCACACAUCUUCACUUCUUUGUGCUAUGGCUGCCUUUACACCCUGAUAUGUUAUAUUUAUUGUAAAUAUCUGCUUUCUCAUGGUUUGCGUCAGCUUUUUAAAAUUACGUUGACAUUGAUUUUUCUUUUGUGAAAGACUUGAUGCAGUUUUGGCAACAGGGCAUAUAUUUGAACUUUUAAAACCAUCCAGUGUUUAUAGAGAAACGAAGAUGUGAGGAGGAGAGCGUGCACUGCCGGUGUGGAAUCAGUGGGAGAGUGAGAUAAAGGGGAGACGGAGGCGCCAGUUUGAGAAAGAGAGACGCACGCGGCCGCGUUACAUGGGUGUGUGCGUUUAUGUUUGUUGAGUUUCUUAUUACAUUUAUUUUACUGUUCAGCUGGUUCCUGCCUCCUCCUUGCCCGUCCUUUAUCUGUUACAGUCCUUGGCCGUAUUUUCGAACAGAUCGAGGUAGGCCUCCGGAUCGUCAGCAUGGCUCAUUUUAAUGAGUGACUGGUGAGAUGUUUGGUGUGGGCUCUGGGGUCACAGCUGCAGCCUCCUCGUGUGUGCCAGUCUUCUGCAGCUCGACGAAUUCCAUGGAUGCUGGCGAGGGUCUGGAUCACUUCAGCCAGUGGUGAAGACUCCAUGACGAUGCAACUCCUUCCACGGGCUCCUGGGUUUCGGCACUAGUGUAACUGUUCAAGGACAGGCAAGGAGGAGGCGGGAACUGGCUGAACAGUAAACAUAAAGUAGAAACAUAAUAAGAAACUCAACUACAAACAUAAACAAACACAGACACACAUGCAACGCGGCCACGUGCCUCUCUUUCUCUCUCAAAUUGGCGCCUCCGGCUCUCCUUUAUCUCGCUGAUCAGCUGAUUCAGUGCCGACUGUUCAUCAUGGCCUGGCCACACUCUCCUCCUCGUCACAUUAGGCUAAUUAAUUGAUUAACUUGUGACUUUUUGGGUUGUUUGUGUCAUUCUGCAAAGCUUUCUCAACACAUCCCAGCAUCAUUUUAACAGCCGGCGCACUCAUGACAGAGCUAACCAGCAAGAGGAGAAUGGUGUGUUCUUGAUCUGGAUUAAAUAUUUGGUCUCGUGAAGUUCCUAUUUCAGAAUGUACAGCUCCUGGAAACAGUUGAAGGAAAUCAUUAUCUUAAUCAGUAUUUUUGUCUUGUUUUCUGAUAAAAAAUAUUGAAAUAUCCUAAGAUAAAUUUACAUGAAGCAAAAUUGUGUAAGAUAUUAAGACUUGUUGUCAGAGAAUAUAUAUAUAUAAUUUUUAAUUGAAGUUUGUUUUAUGUUACCCCAUUGACAAAUUAUGUUUUGUUCUUGUUUUAAGGAUAAAAGUCUCAAUGUUGUUAGAUUUAUGCAUAAAACAUGAAUAAAAUAUUUGCCAAUGGAAUCAGAAAAAUAAACCUAUUUUAAAAUAAGUUCUCUUGCAAGUUGUAUGCAAUUUUGCUCAAGUAAAUGUAUCUUUUUUUAAAGGAUAUUUAUAUAUUCCACAAGAAAAAAGAAAACUAAGAAUAUUUGCUGAUUAAAACAAUUAUUUUGCAGUGUAAAAACCUGAUGUUCUGAUCUCUUUCGUCCUUUCUCGCUGUAUAACCUCAGCAAGCUUAGACAGUCUCUUAAAGUUUUUUUUUUUGCUGCACACUCUGCCUUUUUAUAUGUGGCUUACUUUUUUCUGUAGGUGUGUGUAUGUAUUUGCUGAUGGUACUGAAUGCUAAAGCACUUUUAAAACAUUACUAGAUUGAUUUUGUUAUAAUUCUUCCUGUGGCGCACAGUGCUGUUCACUCCAGCUUAAAACGGCAGCAAAGCAGGAACUGACAGAAACUGGAUUAAGUAUCUGUGACUGUCUACAUUAGACUGACCACUGUCACACUGUGUGCUGCACUGUUUUGUGUAACCAUUUAUUAGAAUGAAACGUAUGGUUUAUUUUGUUUGUUGGCUUGUUUGGGGAUGUUAGUUAUUCUAUGUUUUCCCCAGAUGCCGUAUUUGAUUUUAGAAUUUUGUGCUUAAAACUUGAUCUACUGGAGACCAGGAGAAUCUUUAGAAAAGUGAGUCUCACAAAACAUGUCAAGAACAUCUCCAGGUCAUAUUUCACCCCAAAAAUCAAAAGGAACAAAUAAGAGAUUAUAUUUUCAUUAAAUAAAAUGAAACCCAUUUUUAGGACUAUUAAGAUUGUAUGCAUUGACAUUAUUUUAAUGACAGUUCAGUACAUUUCCCACAAUUCUCAUUCUCUUUACUGUAAUGAAAAAUAUAUAUUUAAAUUUGGUUUUAUAUAUAUAUAUAUAUAUAUAUGUAGUAUGUCAUAGUAGUAUGUGAUGCCUUUAAUUGAUUCUGGUUUAAAAACAUUUUUUAAAUUUGAGUGGAUUUUUUUUAUUGCAAUUCUUUACUGUAACUCAUAAUAAUGGGAAUUAUAAAACUCAAAAGCAUUAUGGUGUUAAGAAUUUGGAAAGGGAAAUUGUUAUAAAAAUAAUGCCACAAUGCAAACAAAUCUUAAAGAAAUAGUUCACCCAAAAAUUACAAUUUAAUUUCAACAUUUAAUCUCGUCAUCCCAGAUAUGUAUGACUUUCUUGUUCUGAAGACAAACAAAUAUUUUUAGAAGAAUAUCUCAGCUCUGUAGGUCCUCACAAAGCAAGUGAAUGGGUACCAACAUUUUGAAGCUCCAAAAAACAACAAAGACAGCAUAAAUGUAAUCCAUAUGACUCCAGUUGUUAAAUCUAUAUCUUCAGAAAUGAUGUGAUAGAUGUGGGUGAGAAACAGAUCAAUAGUCAUUUUUUAUUAUAAAUUCUACUCCCUGCCCAAUAGGUGGCAAUAUACAUGAAGAAUGUGAAUCACCAAAAACAAAAGAAGUGGAGAUUGCUAGUAAAAAGGACUUAACUAUUCAUCUGUUUCCCACCCACACUUAUCAAAUCUCUUCUGAAGACUUGGAUUUUACCACUUGAGUCUUAUAAAUUACUUUUAUGCUGCCUUUAUGUAUUUUUUGGAGCGUCUAAGUUUUGGUCAGCAUUCACUUGCAUUUUGAGAACCUACAGAGCUGAAAUAUUCUUCUAAAAAUCUUCAUUUGUGUUCAGCAGAAGAAAGAAAGUCAUACACAUCCAGGAUGGCAUGAGGGUGAGUAAAUGAUGAGAGAAUUUUUGUAUUUGUGUGAACAAUUUCUUUAAUGGCCAAAUAGGCUUAGUUUUCUUUACCAUAAAUAUAAUUUCUUUAUAUUUUCUAUUUGAAAAUAUAAUAAGGCAUUUUUAUUUUUUGGUGAGAUGCACUUUGAAACACUAACAGGAAGCCACAUUAAUCGCUCACUAAAUGUAGCAAGAAUUACGAUGUUUCACAGCUUGUGUGCAUAUGCCUGCCUUUAGGCGACAUGGACACAUGUAGAUGCUAUUGUUUCAGUGUUAUAAAGUUUUAUAGAGGCUCUGAACAUUCUGUCAGUCUCUGAUUCACAGGAUUGUGAGAUUGUGUAGUCCACAUUACGCAUAUAAAGCAUUUUUAAACUCUUUAUUUGUCCUUCACUAUCUCCUUAGUGAAAAUAUGUCAAAACAAACAAAUCCAGCCUAUGAGGAAACCGUCCAAUAAUUCAACAAUUGUUGUGAUUAAUAGCGGUAAAUGGCAAAUUUGUGUAAUGAUAUCAUUAUUGUUCUAUAUCUGGUCAACAGAGGUUGAAUGGAAAUAUCUCAUGCUUGUCCAGAGUGUGGAAGAUUUAUAACUUCUCAAACACUGUGCAUAAAGCUUAUGAGCUAUUUUAAGCUUAUUUAAAGCUUAAAGUUUAAAGAUUAUGUCAGCUAAUACAGCAGUUAAAGCUGUACUAAAGAACUGUCUGUUUGCUGUUUAAAUUGAUACCUGCCACUAGUAUUAGUUUUUUUUAAUUAUUAAAAAUAAUAUUAAAAAUAGUUUAGCUUUUUAAUUUAAUGUUCUGCUUCAAAAUAAAUUCAUAUUUGUAAGAAAAACUGUUGAAGAAAUAUUACUACUGCAUUCCUUUACUGGAAUUUAAUAA
This is a messenger RNA of Xyrauchen texanus (razorback sucker), 7387 nucleotides long. RefSeq names its product phosphofurin acidic cluster sorting protein 2-like. Lineage: Eukaryota; Metazoa; Chordata; Actinopteri; Cypriniformes; Catostomidae. The record is from RefSeq and is a predicted model, not a curated record. Gene Ontology annotation, molecular function: transmembrane transporter binding. Gene Ontology annotation, biological process: protein localization to plasma membrane. The transcript is spliced from 25 exons. The coding region runs from base 752 to 3418 and encodes 888 amino acids.